Molecule: messenger RNA, 1364 nt
Organism: Emiliania huxleyi CCMP1516
Lineage: Eukaryota; Haptophyta; Isochrysidales; Noelaerhabdaceae
Exons: 4
Source: RefSeq, a predicted model, not a curated record
CUCGACGCCGCGCUCAGCCGGGCGAAGCAGGUUGGCGUCGAGAGCCGCGCCUUCGAGAGGCGUCUCGAGGCGAACGAGUCGGAGGAGAAGUGCCUGCGCGGAGGCCACGACGCCCUCAAGGCGGUGGCGGCGCACGACUCCGUCGGCGGCGGCGAGGUGUACUCCGACGUGGCCUCCGCCGCGCACCUGGCCGCCGGCACGCUUCCCAAGGCGGCGCAGCUAAAGGCGCUCCGCGCGCACCUCGAGCAGGCCAAGCGCACGCUCGCCGCUGCGCUCCCGUCGCUCGGCUCGCUGCUCGAAGGGACGGUCAAGGCGGGCUUCGACGUGGGCGGUGCCUACCUCGGCUUCUGCUCCGAGCGCGCCAUCGUCGUGAACCUCGCGCCGCUGCUGCGCCGCUGGAACGAGGCGGGCACGCCCGUGGAGCUGCUCCUCACCCUCGCUCACGAGGCGGCGCACCUCCUCAGCAGGGGCGGCGCGCACGACAGCGCGUGGCGGCAGACCUACGACGAGCUCAUCCAGGCCGCCAUCGUCGCCGGAUACCGCGUGAUCCGAUACAACCGGUGCCUGCAGCGGCAGCGCUUCCCGCAGUGCGUGGAGCUAUAUCGCGAGCUGGCCGCCCACGAGGCCAAGCUCGACUACUCAUUUGAUGAGUCCAACUUCCUCUUCAUGAUCGCGGCCGUGUUGCACAAGAAGCCGACGGCCGCGGUGCUGAGACGGCUGAGCGACGCGGAGGUCCUGCGAAUGGUGAAAGCGCCACUGGAGUUUCCCGGCGGGGUCGAGUUCCAAAGCAGCCGGGUGCAGCUGCAGACCUGUGCGAACUGCCCGCCCAACGCGGGGGGAAAAGAGCAGGAGCCCGCCCUCCGCACCUUCCUGCCAUGCGCGCGCUGCCGAGCCGUCGUCUACUGCGGCAAGGACUGCCAACGCAAGGACUGGAAGGCCGGCCACAAGGAGGCCAGGCCUGAACCUGCGCCGGGCGAGCAUCGAGCGAAUUUUGAGGAGAUCUCCAAGUCGCUGCGACUUCUCGAGCUCCGCCUGCACCCGGACCGCAACCUCGACGCGUCUGACGAGCAGCUGGCCGCCAACAAGGCGCGGCGCGAGACCGUGCGAAAGGCGUAUGCGCUGAUCGGCACCGAGGCCAAGCGGCAGGAGUACGACGAGAAGUGGGCCAAGGCGCAUCCGGACAAGGCGGCAAGCGGGCAGCUCCUUGCUGGCCCGGCGCUGCCUGCGAGCCUCGGCGAGGGCACCGCCAAAGCUGCACGCCCUGCCGUCGUCGUGAGCAGCCUCGUCGCCACCAUCGUGCUGCUGCUCGUGCCCGUGUGGCCCGUGGCGCGCGUGCUUGUUGCGCACACUGGAGCGCCGCUGGC